Messenger RNA from Ctenocephalides felis (cat flea), 1464 nucleotides. Its product is annotated as Golgi resident protein GCP60-like. The record is from RefSeq and is a predicted model, not a curated record. The transcript is spliced from 9 exons. NCBI's taxonomy places the organism in Eukaryota, Metazoa, Arthropoda, Insecta, Siphonaptera, Pulicidae. Gene Ontology annotation, molecular function: fatty-acyl-CoA binding. Bases 49 to 1437 code for a protein of 462 amino acids. Gene Ontology annotation, cellular component: Golgi membrane.
AAACAUGGUAGUUGACGUAUAAAAUUUUAGACUUUUUUUGCACAAAUCAUGGAUUUGACGCAAAAUUUAGAAAUUGGAAUUAACAAAUUAGAUAUUGACGAUGCUAAUGAUUUGGAAAACAUAGGAAAUAAAUGGGAUUUUCCUUUAAAAGAAUUGUAUAGGCUAGCCGUAGAAUUUUAUAAAGAGAAAGAAGGCAAAGCGCUACAUCUAAGUUAUGACGAUAAACUAAAAUUAAUAGCUUUCACACAGCAAGCUAAACAUGGACAAUUUGAUGCUACAGAAUUACCUUCAUUGGGUGUCCUUGAUGUUAUUGGGCGCGAUAGAAGGCUAGCCUGGAUGCAAUUAGGAAACUUAUCCAAGGCGCAAUCUAUGGAAGGAUUUAUUGAUCUUUUAGAUAGAUUGUGUCCACUAUUCAAACCUUAUAUUGAGGCCAUUAAAAAGGCAAAAGUUGAGAAAAGUAAAACUGAACUUAUAAAUGUGAACCAACCAAUUAAUACUGUGCAAAAAAUGAAACAACAGGACGAUAUAAAUAAAGAACUUCAAAGUCGGAAUAUAAAAGAUUUGCUAAACGAGCAGUCAUUUUACCAAUUCAAAGCUUAUGCAGAACAGCAGUUUCCAAAUAGUCCUGAUGAACAGGCAGUUCUUAUUCGACAGCUACAAGAUCAGCAUUAUAAUCAGUAUAUGCAACAACUACAUUAUGGAUAUUUAGUUAAUCAAAAUAUUAAAAAGGAAGACCCAUCAGAAAUAGAUAUAUCUAAGAGUAAUUCAACUGAAGUAUGCAAAACAGAUAAAUCAGAUCUGAGCAAAGACACAGCUGAAACAGUAUCUGAAAUUAGUAAUAUUGAUUCACAAGGCAUCAAAGUUAGACAUGACAGUGAGAAUUAUGAAAGUGAUUGUGAAUCACAAGGCGAAUAUGUUAUAGCUAUUGCAAAUAUGUGGACAAGGCAAGAUAUGUCAGCAUUUAAAGCUGCUGUUAGUAGUGGUGAAGGUGACGGAGUCAUCAGAAUUGGCCAUGGUGAAACAGUUACAGUUCGUGUUCCAACGCAUGAGGGAGGUUCACAACUUUAUUGGGAAUUUGCCACAGAAAAUCAUGACAUAGGCUUUGGAUUGUACUUUGAAUGGUCAAAGAGCCCUACCACACAGGUUACUGUCCAUAUAACUGAGAGUGAAGAUGAAGAUGAAUUGGAGGAUGAUGAAGAAUUAACUCUUCCUGAAGAUUUGGAGUGCGGUCCACAAUCUACAGUUGCUCCACUUACAGGAAUCUCAAAGCCACCUAUUACAGAAAUUGUGCCUGUAUAUCGUAGAGAUUGUCAUCUAGAAGUUUAUGCUGGCUCACAUCAGUACCCUGGAGAAGGUGUUUAUUUAUUAAAAUUUGAUAAUUCUUACAGUAUGUGGAGAAGCAAAACAUUAUAUUAUAGAGUUUAUUAUACUCGUUAAACUACUUAAGGAAUAUUUUAUUAUUUA